Zootermopsis nevadensis is the source of this 3813-nucleotide messenger RNA. The record is from RefSeq and is a predicted model, not a curated record. Lineage: Eukaryota; Metazoa; Arthropoda; Insecta; Blattodea; Termopsidae.
AUCGCAUCCCUUCUCCAUCAGCUGUAUUUAGCUACCAUAUUUGUUCUUCUUCGAGCCGAAAUUCUAUUAUCGCAUACCAAAUUUUUUCUCUGUUUACUUUCUAAGCUUUUGUACUUAACCUACAAACAGUUAGAGCAAUUGUCACUCAGUGCAGUACAUUAGAAACUGCAUAUCCACGCGUUUGUCUUUCCCUUAUCUUAUUGAAAAAUAUGCUGAAGAAUAUUGACCGUUUGAAGUAACAUAUUAUCCAAUCACAUUACUUCUAUUCUUAAUUUGUACUGUGUCUAGACUAAGAAAGGCUAAUACAGCUUUAAAAAAUUAUCCCUCAGUAGCGAAUUCGUGUAAUAAUAGAAUUCUUAUCUACCUUGAACUGCGAAAAUCUAUUAUCUCAUACAAUUAUAACAAUAAAGUAAUAAGAGUUUUUCUGUAAAACAAACUUAGUACACCAAUAAUCCUUCCGUAAUCUAACUAAGCGUUGAGUAAACUUUAAUUAUAAUUAAUGCCAACCAUCUUAAAAUUUUUAUAACACGUUAUUUCUGGUCAACUUCUGUUCAUAAAAACCAAACUUUAAAGAUAUCUAUAUAUGAUUCAAUAAUCUCCCGAUUUGCAAAACUUUCUAAAUCUCUUUCAUUUUAUAUCGGCAGAUACAGCAUACGGUUAAUCAUAGAAUGUGAAAUUUUCACUGAAGUGCAAGUAUAAAGACCAGAUUCGAAGACUUCUGUGACAACUUGUGGUAACUGCUGAAGUAAUACUAAGAAUUUUAAUCUCGUCUUUCUUAUAUAUCCGUGGCUGAAACAAACAUUACAUCUGUUAAGAUUCGUGCGACAUCUUCGUAGACUGAGGUGCCCCACAAGAUUCGCGUUCUUGUACGAAUUGUGAAGUACAAAUUUAUGCCUUUUUUUCUGUUUAUUACUUUGUGUGACACGUUCCUCCAAUCACAGUAAAUUUGCUAAGUCCGUAUAAUAUUUAUCCUAAACUCUUAAACUUAAUCCUAAGUGUCCUUACCUCGCGUUGCGACCAAUUCUAAGUGUUCCUUGUCAGUUGCACGUUUAUAACUUCCAAUUCUUCUUAAUUUCAGAAUAUUGAUGCAUCCUUUUAAUAGAUCAUAAAUACAUUUUUGUCACAGUGAAUUUCUUUGUCGUUUGUGCUAAAUAUACUACGUGUAUAAAAAUAUCAGCUUAAUGUAAUUUCCCACUAACCUAGCACAACAUUUAAAAAUCAAUUUAUUUUUCAGUUAAUAUAAUGUGGAUAUUUAUGUCUAAAUUACAGCUGCAGUUAUUAGGGAAUUUCUCUACGUGUUUACAUAAUGUAACGUAUUCAUCUGGUCAGUAAACUUAAUUGUUUCGUUCAAGACUCGAAAGUUUCCUGUUGAACUCUGUCGCAUCGUUAUAUAUUAAUAAAGCUUCACAGUACGUUAAAAUCUGAUUUGCUGUGACAGAAUCACGCGUAAAUUAAACGCAUUUCUAAAUUUGUAUAAAUCAUAUACGAGGAUCUGAAAGAUCGAAAUACAAUUUUUUAAGACAUCAAUCACUUGAUUGUUUCUCCUCACCACUGCCCGUUCCUGGCCACUGUGGUAGUCUCUUAACUCAAUAAGCAAUUAAACAAGUAAGCUUGAAUACAUAUAGAAGCUGGCGAACCCCAGUCGCUUAUAGAAAUACGUUUUCCGUUUAAUACGAAAGUGAAGUAAUUAUUCCAAGUUAUGAUAGAAAGUGUGAAGCUAGGUAAUGUGAAAGAAGAAGAAAACAUUGUGCAAACUGCUGAGAUAAGUCGUACCACGUCUGACAGCGAAGCUUAAAUUCGAAAGCAAGCAACUUAGUUCAGUUUAAUUUGGAGAAACAUUAAAUUUAUUGUAAUUUUGUGAUAGAAUACAAUUGAAAUCAACGAAAACUAACAUAUAACUCAAACUUUAUGUUUCCUUUAGGGACCAACUCACAUGUUGUACCAGUAUCACACUUCAUGCACUAAUCAUUAGAUAAGAAUUGGUAUCGGGCUGAAUAUGUUAUUCGACCAACCACUUUCUCGUCAUUCUAAUUACAUUCUUCCAAUCUAAUCUGUGCCUCAUCUGAUUUCUAAGUAUUAGAAGUCACAAAGAAAACAGCUGUUCUGUGCAAACAAUUUUUAAACUGGCGAAAAUACGUCCCAAAACCAGCUUAGUUCUUACAGUCAACGUAUUGAAAAGCUAAUGCGUUCAUCCUGAAUAAAUUUGUUAAUUUUUUGUGUUGGAUAAUCAAUCAAAACAAGUCAAAAGAACGGAUAUAAAAAUAAAUAAAUUAGGCAAGAGAAUGGAGAUAUUCCCAUCUGAAGAAGAUGAGAAAGGCAACGAGACCUCGCUGGACCGCUUCAACAUCAACUACCUCCUGUUUUAUGACAAUGACGGGGACAGCAACUUCUCCGCCAGCAACAACACCAACGGGUCGUACGACCUCAACCACACGGUCAUCAUCCUGAGGGGGGACUCGCUGUAUCCCAGCGGAUACUCCAUGCCUCACAUCAUCAUCGCCUCCAUAGUUGUAACACUGCUGAUGAUCGUCGUAGUGGUGGGCAAUAUGCUGGUCAUAAUUGCCAUAGCAACAGAGAAAGCUCUGAAGAACAUCCAGAACUGGUUCAUCGCUUCGUUAGCCGUAGCAGACUUUUUCCUCGGAUUGGUUAUCAUGCCAUUUUCCUUAGCUAACGAGAUAAUGGGUUAUUGGAUUUUUGGGAAUUGGUGGUGUGACGUUCAUAGUGCAAUGGACGUUUUGCUGUGUACUGCAUCCAUCAUGAAUUUGUGCCUCAUUUCCCUGGACCGCUACUGGUCCAUUACCCAGGCGGUAGACUACCUGAAGAAGCGAACUCCUGUAAGAGCUGCAGUCAUGAUUACACUCGUGUGGAUCCUCAGUGGCCUCAUCUGCAUUCCGCCUCUGCUUGGUUGGAAGGUGGACCGUCCCGUCGAGGAAUUUCCAAAAUGCCAGGAUUUUCCGGAUAACAACCAUAAACUGCUUUUCGGCUUUAGCCCAGAAUCAGCCUAAGGAGGCUGCAGGAAACACGGAAAAAUAUCAGGCGAGUUACGGGGCUCUGUAAUCGAUCGGCCACUUCACAUAGCAGAAAGUGGUUUAAAAUUUGAGAUGCUCUGGGUUCAUUCACCUGGGACUAAAACAAGUCACCCGAAUUAUGCAGUGUUCUUUCCUCACGUUAAAUUUCAUACACAGGCCUGUUGAUUGCAGAGAAGACAACUAGGGUUCGAUUCUUUUCUUAGAGAUUCUUUUUAUCUCCACCGUCUUCAAGGCCGACCAGGCCCCCAAUAAAAUAAAUGCCAGAAUUAUGUCAUCAAUAUUAAAGCUGCACGAACGUGAAUCUGACUUAUCUCACAUUAAAUGAAGUUAAAUUAUAUAUAAUUUAAUCUGCAAGCCUAUACACCAUCGCGUGUUGGUUAGGCAGCUUUACAUUUUUAUGUGCACUGUUAGGACACUCAGUCGAUUCGAAAAUAAACUGUGUCAUUCCUUUAGCCACCCAGAGCUCAGGAUGUUGAAAUCCGGUCUGUGAAGGCGGAGAUACGGGCUUAUUGUUAGUCCGAGAGAAAUCCGUGUGAGGUUUGCGAUGGCUUCACCUCUGACUCCUCACUUGGCCUAUCUCAGAGUGCAGGAGCUAAACCAUCCAAAAAGACGAAAUGGAAAUUGAAACUGAUAUAAAAUAUAUACCUAGAUAAAUGCACUUGCGAACCUGUUGGUAUGUUCAAAAUACGGUAACAAGGUUAUAAGUUUGUAUAUUUAUGCUGUAUCAACUGCCGACUCUCUAGUUUUGAAUGAGGUAUAGCCGAAAGAUUGUGAAUAAUAAAGC